This is a messenger RNA of Protopolystoma xenopodis, 372 nucleotides long. The record is from the annotation of a GenBank genome assembly. NCBI's taxonomy places the organism in Eukaryota, Metazoa, Platyhelminthes, Monogenea, Polystomatidea, Polystomatidae.
GCCACUGGUCGUCGGUCUUCGGGCGACCCAACAAAAGGUGCCACGCAACUUACUCUUAUCCAAAAGAAAGGUGGCAACGAAUGGCGGCCCUGCGGUGACUUUAGAGAAUGGUUCCAGACAGAUAUCAUCUGCCACCUGUUGUGGGCGUCGCUUUACUUCAAAGAGCAGAAACAUUUUCUCCAAAAUCACAUUGCCAAGUUGGCUGUCAUCAACCCUUUCGGUUGGUUCGAAUUUGACAGGAUGCCGUUUGGGCUUAGAAACGCCGCACAGACGGGGUCACUCAGAGUUGGGAAGGAGUUUUUUGUCUACAUUCACGAUAUAGGAGUUGUUAGUGUCGAUAUGGAAUGGCACAAACAGCGUUCUGUUGCACUG